GUCGAUUCAGCCUUCUAACCAAUACUGUCAAUGCUGCCACUACAAAAAUAUCACGUAGGUAAUCAGCAAACAACCAUGUUUUAAACAACACUCCAUUUUCACUUUCUUACCGUAGCAACCUGCACCGUUCUGAGGAAAGCAAACGAAGAGGAUCUUAUAUUAAGACCUCAUCUAACUUCCUUUCUUCCUACAGAUGUACAUGCAUCGUCAAAUUAGUGCGAUCUGCAAUCCUAUCAACCAACAUUGAACCUACGCACCUACGCUAUUUCGCCAUUUCUAAAUUACCUACACCUUAUCGACCAGACCUUCGUGCGCCGAUUUCCCUCUACCUUCUCACUAUCGUCACCGACAUAUCGCAUCACCGAAUUCGACCCGUACAAGGUGUUUACCUCAACCACAAACGCUGGCUACCUGCUCGGGUCCAUCCUGAGCACCCGUCUUCACAAUGGCAGCAAGGAAACUGCAACAAGAAAUAGAUAAAUGCUUCAAGAAGGUUGCCGAGGGUGUCGCCGAAUUCGAUGGUAUCUAUGAGAAGAUUGAGCAGUCGAAUAACCCCGCUCAGAAGGAGAAGCUGGAAGACAAUCUUAAGCGCGAGAUCAAGAAGUUACAACGGUUACGCGACCAGAUCAAAACAUGGGCUGCCAGCAAUGACAUCAAGGAUAAGGCUCCUUUGCUGGAGCACCGAAAGUUGAUCGAGACGCAAAUGGAACGGUUCAAGGCCGUAGAGAAGGCGAUGAAGACCAAGGCAUACUCGAAGGAGGGUCUGUCAGCAGCUGCCAAGUUAGAUCCGAAAGAGAAAGCAAAGCAUCAAGCCGGCGAAUUCCUUAGUGGUGUAGUCGACGAGCUUGAGCAGCAGAUUGAGGCACUCGAGGCCGAGGGCGAAUCUAUACAAGCCACGAUGAAGAAAGGCAAGAACCAAGCCUCCAAAGCCGAUCGCAUGGCUACCAUCGAGCGCAUAAUCGAACGACAUAAAUGGCAUCAAGGCAAGCUCGAGCUUAUCCGACGGUCACUUGACAAUGGAGGCGUCGAGACGGAGCAAGUGAACGAUCUUGAGGAGAGUAUCAAGUACUACCUCUCGGACGGCAUGAACGACGAUUAUAUCGAAGACGAAGGACUCUAUGAUGAGCUCAACCUACAAGAAGAGGAAGAUGUCUACGGCAUGGGCCAAGAGAACGACCGAGUCUCGUCACAAGAUACACAGUCUAUACAGGAGGAUACCGUGGAGCCAGAAUCGCGAUCUGGCAGCUUGCCAGGAGGAAAGGUGCGAAGUGCUGUCGAUGCCGCAGCAGCCGCUGGACGGCGACCCUCAGCGCAGCUUAAGUCUCCUCUUCCAACUCUGGCAACAUUGCAUAACCCGCUGGUAAAUGUCACUAAUGGUAGUACUGCGAAUACCGGCAUGAAGCCAGCAUCGUUGCCCACACGGCCAGCUGGAGAGGGUCUGAAAUAUGCUUCUGCCGCAGCAGCUGCCGCUGCAAGUGACAAGAACAACGUCGGUAUUGCGCCACUUCCUCCGCCACCUGGUUCCCAACCAGUUACUUAUUCCCCAGGCAUUUCGCCUCUACCACCUGCUGCGGCAUCUAGAACAAGCGCAGCUAACUCGCCGAAUACGACGUUCUUACAACCUGCAUCUUCAGAACAAAGGUCUGGGAAUUUAUCUGUUCCAACAACAGCCCCUGAACCUAAGGCUCCUGAGCCAACGAGCUCGGCCCCUGCGCCAAAGAAGUCUGAGAAGGCAUCCUCCAAGGCUGCGGGCAAGGCUCCUGCCUCCGCCGACCAUGCCGAGUCUUCAAAGGCAUCCCAAACGAAUGGCGUUGCUAAUGGCGUAAAGCCUGCCGAGGAGAAAGAAGAGGAGUCAAUAUACCACCUCCCUGCUUCUUUGAAGGAUUUGGUAGAAUCAUUUGAGGUUACCAAGAAGCGAACCCUACCAGUUAAUAGCCCAUCCCAUCUGCGCAUGAUGGCGGCUUCGCAAGCUAGCGUAAACAUGCAUGACAUGUUCGACUCAGAGCCUCCUCGAACAUAUAGGCCAGAUUCUCGUUAUCCCUCUGCAUCAGGGUACCCACAGGAACCAUUGCCGAUCUUUGAAGACCCUAGAUUGUACUCUCGGAUAGAACCCGAUACAUUAUUCUACGUCUUCUACUACAAGCAAGGUACCUAUCAGCAGUACCUAGCAGCUAAGGCCCUUAAAGAUCAGAGCUGGCGAUUCCACAAGCAGUACCAAACUUGGUUCCAACGACACGAGGAGCCGAAGAGCAUUACAGAGGAGUUCGAGCAGGGAACUUACCGUUUCUUUGAUUAUGAAUCGACUUGGAUGAACCGAAGGAAAGCGGAUUUCAAGUUCGCCUACCGGUUUUUGGAGGACGACGUAUGAAGCAUCGGCUUCUUAUGGUCCAACUCUACCGGCAUUAGUAAGUCGAUAACGGAGUUUAUCUGCCUUCAAGGGCUCAGUGUAUGCAACAUGAUCGCGUUGCCGAUCAGGGAGGGCCGCUUCUAAGAAAACGGCUGGUACACUUGUCGUAAUAUUUGUAACGAAAUACAUACAAGGCCGUCACGGCACUUCUUCCGAUGACUGCUAACCUACUUGACCUGGCUUUGACGAGACUUGCUAUGUGCCAUGACACUAAUGCUGAGUGCGCAUGAGUUUUGCUAGAUAGUCUACCAAUG
This is a messenger RNA of Annulohypoxylon truncatum, 2661 nucleotides long. RefSeq names its product Not1 N-terminal domain, CCR4-Not complex component-domain-containing protein. Gene Ontology annotation, biological process: regulation of DNA-templated transcription; nuclear-transcribed mRNA poly(A) tail shortening. The record is from RefSeq and is a predicted model, not a curated record. NCBI's taxonomy places the organism in Eukaryota, Fungi, Ascomycota, Sordariomycetes, Xylariales, Hypoxylaceae. Gene Ontology annotation, cellular component: nucleus; CCR4-NOT core complex; P-body. The coding region runs from base 446 to 2368 and encodes 640 amino acids. The transcript has 4 exons.